Fusarium fujikuroi IMI 58289 is the source of this 1101-nucleotide messenger RNA. RefSeq lists its product as uncharacterized. The transcript has a single exon. The record is from RefSeq and is a predicted model, not a curated record. Lineage: Eukaryota; Fungi; Ascomycota; Sordariomycetes; Hypocreales; Nectriaceae. Bases 1 to 1101 code for a protein of 366 amino acids. Gene Ontology annotation, cellular component: cytoplasm. Gene Ontology annotation, molecular function: oxidoreductase activity.
AUGAGCGUUGCAUCGUCUCCAGUCAUUGUCAUAGGUGGUGGAAUUGUCGGUGCCUCCAUUGCCUGGCACUUGGCCAGGGAGAAGAAGGAUGUCAUUCUCAUUGCAGAGACAAUUGGAGGCGUAGCAACACCUAACUCAUUUUGCUGGCUUAACGCAGCUGGCGCAACGCAGAAAUUCUACUACGACUUCCGACGUCGCUCCAUGGCACGAUGGGCUGAAAUGGGCAAAGAGCUCCCGGAUCUUCCGAUUCGUUGGGGUGGCGUCUUGGUCUGUGAUAGGACUCCUGAAGAGCGUCAAGAGUUCUAUGAAUGUCAGCGUCACUGGGGUACAAAUGUUACGCGGAUGGAAGAGACCGAGCUUGUUGUAUCCGAGCCUCAGAUCGACGAGGCGCAGUUCUCUUUGGUCAAAUGGGGCCUUUAUGUCCCUGAGGAGGGAACCAUCGAAGCAAACGUCGCCGCGGCGAAGCUGAUCGCUCACGCGCAAUCACUUGGAACCAAAGUGCUUGAGACGAGUGUUACUGGGUUUUUGAAGAACGAACAUGGUCGAGUCUCGGGUGUAGUAACGGGCUCUAAGGACGUGCGGGGCAGCCACGUUGUUCUCGCUGCUGGUCUUGGGAGUGUUCCAUUAUUGGCAACCGAGAAUAUCAGACUUCCUUUGAGUGGCCGAGAGGGUCUCCUUGCCAAUACAGCUCCGACUGAAAAGCAGCACCUCAAUACCUUGCUCCGCUUACCUGGCUUGCAUAUGCGCCAGACCCUCGAUGGACACAUUGUCUUCGGUGCGUCCUUCGCCGGUGGACAGCCCGGUGAUAAUCCGCAAGCAACAGCAGAAGAACUCUUCAGCCAAGUGCAAAAGGCGUUCAAGAAUGGAGAUCAACUCGAGUUUAGCCAUUACACUAUUGGUGUGCGACCUGAGCCGGAGGAUGGCUAUCCUAUUCUCGGUUCCACAGGCUUAGAAGGGCUUGACAUGGCUGUGAUGCACUCUGGUGUGACGAAUGCCGCACUGGUUGGUGAGCUCCUAGCCAAGAAGAUUGUCUUUGAUAUUGAUGAUCCAAUGCUCGGGGAUUAUCGGUUGGAUCGGUUUAAGGAGGAUGCAAAACUUUAA